Messenger RNA from Symbiodinium necroappetens, 1374 nucleotides. NCBI's taxonomy places the organism in Eukaryota, Dinophyceae, Suessiales, Symbiodiniaceae. The record is from the annotation of a GenBank genome assembly.
AUGGAUGAAUCUGUGUAUGUACGGCGGCUGUUCGAGCAUGCACGCGAUCAGGAGCAUAUCCGUGAGAAGCUCCAAAUCAGUGACGAGAAAGCCAAGACAGCAGUUUUCCGUGUGCACGUGCCCUUCGUGGUGGACAAGUGGUACGACCUCGACUCCCGGCAGAAGGAGACUUUGGCCAGGUUGAAGAUGAAGCGAGACCAGCUGAGUACUCUUCAGGCGGAGCUGCACCAGCACUGUCUCUGCCGGUGCUCUCCGCGUCUCCGUAUAUGGUGGUUAUCUAGACAAGUCCGGCGGCUUGAGCGGAAGACACAAGAUCUGAAGCACGAGCUGGACGACAUGGAGCUGUCUGCCAAGCGAAUGAGUGGCAGUGCCUUUGUAACCUUCCAGGAACGCAAGUACAAAGCGACUUUGCUUGAAGACAUACCGUCUUGCUGGAAGUUCCAUUCCUACGCGUAUUUCAACUUCGGCCAGCUGCCCUUCUCCUCUGUUACGUUGAGGUGUCGGCGGGCACCCCAUCCAGCCGACGUUCUUUGGGAGAAUUUGCAUAUCCCCUACUACAAGAGGCUCUUGAUUGAUAUUCUGCGUCAGUGGGUUGAUGUAUGCGGUCUCUCGGACGAAGCUGGAAGCAUGUCAGGGGUCUGCUGGCAGCUGCACUUGAUUGAUGCCAGUUUUCCUCCUCUCCGCUGCGUGCAAAGGAACUUCGGAAAGGCUCCCACGUUCUCCGUCACGCUGUGGAGCAGCGCCUUGGCGUAUUCCUUCCGGACAUCCUCCCGACAGGGGUGGCGUUUGGCGCUGGAUGUCGAUGCAGCUACCAACCAUGGCCGCACGUCCGAAGCCUUGCCAAUUUACCAGUCGCUUUACUCGCAGCCACACUCUGUCCAAGGUGGAGGUGAACCAGCUGCUGAUGAACUACGUGUUUCUCGUUUUGAAUCAGCUUCUGAUCCCAUUGCUCGGCCUCACCGGUAUCCCGGCUCUCCUGGAGUUUCUGGAGGUGAAGCUUGCAGAUCACACACAGGACAUCUCGGUGCUGCAGCUGCUGGACGGAAGCAUGUUCAGUUCGCCUGGCCUUUUCUAUGUGCGCUACUUGCUGAACUGCACCUUCCUGACCAACACCAACAGCCUACUGAAUCUCAGUCAGCUUGUUGUUCGGUGGCUGCUAUCGCAACCCGAACCGUGGAUCUUUGCUUGGGGAUACUGGUAUGCCUUCACCCUUGCCAUUCUGACCACAGCCGUGAACCUCGGCGUGCUCAUGCCCUCGCUGCUACCCUGUGGUGCCCUGUUCUUCGCGAUGAAGUACAGUCCUUCGGUUGCAAGGUGAGCAGAAAGAUGGGGUCAAAGUUCCGGAGGAGAACAUCCCCCGAUCCACGGCGCUAA